Cygnus atratus (black swan) is the source of this 1606-nucleotide messenger RNA. RefSeq names its product histone acetyltransferase 1 (gene HAT1). Gene Ontology annotation, cellular component: nucleus. Gene Ontology annotation, molecular function: histone H4 acetyltransferase activity; histone binding. The record is from RefSeq and is a predicted model, not a curated record. Gene Ontology annotation, biological process: subtelomeric heterochromatin formation. Lineage: Eukaryota; Metazoa; Chordata; Aves; Anseriformes; Anatidae. Bases 145 to 1371 code for a protein of 408 amino acids. The transcript has 11 exons.
CGAGCAUGAGCGCGAGCCCCGUGCCUCGGCCAGCACCAGCCGUUCGCUGCGCGCCGCGGGCGGAAGCGGAAGAAGGAGCGGGAGCGCGUGUUCUCACUUCCGGCGGGGGGGCGCGCGCGCUGGUUGGUCCUGCCCGGCUCCGAAAUGGCGGGACUUACUGCUAUGGAGAAGAAGCUGGCUGAAUACAAAUGUAACACAAAUGAAGCGAUUCAGCUAAAGCUAGUUCGCUUUCCUGAGGAUUUGGAAGAUGACAACACAACAUUUAAUCCAGAGUAUAGCCAUCAAGUAUUUGGAGAUGAUGAAGUUGCCUUUGGCUACAAGGGACUGAAGAUCCUCUUGUACUAUAUUGCUGGUAACCUGUCAACGCUCUUCCGCAUCGAAUAUACGUCUAAAGUUAAUGAGAAGUUUGACUGUGUGGAGGCAGAUGAUGUUGAAAGUAAAAUUAGAGAAAUCAUUCCUCCUGGUUUUUGUACAAACACAGAUGACUUUGUCUCUCUGCUGGAAAAGGAGGUCAACUUCAAGCCCUUUGGAAUGCUGCUACACACGUAUUCUGUUCAUAAUGAGGAAGCUGGUGAAGACAUAACUUAUCAGAUAUAUAAGGCUGACAUGACAUGUCCAGGCUUUCGAGAAUAUCAUGAAAGGCUUCAGACGUUCUUGAUGUGGUUUAUUGAAACUGCUAGCUUUAUUGAUGUAGAUGAUGAAAGAUGGAACUACUUUCUAGUAUUUGAGAAGUAUAAUAAGGAUGGAGCUACGCUCUUUGCGACCGUAGGCUACAUGACAGUCUAUAAUUACUAUGUGUACCCAGACAAAACCCGGCCACGUGUAAGCCAGAUGCUGAUCUUGCCACCAUUCCAAGGAGAAGGCCAUGGUGCUCAGCUUCUUGAAACAGUUCAUAGAUACUAUAUGUCUUCUCCUACAGUACUUGAUAUAACAGCUGAAGAUCCAUCUGAAAACUACAUAAAGCUAAGAGACUUUGUUCUUGUAAAGCUCUGUCAAGACAUGCUUUGCUUUUCACCAGGAAACUUAAUGCAAGGCUUCAGUCAAGAAAUGGUGAUGGAAGCUCAACAGAAGUUGAAAAUAAAUAAGCAACACACAAGACGAGUUUAUGAAAUUCUCCGAUUGCGUGCAACAGAUAUGGGUGAUGCAGAACAGUCCAGAAGCUAUCGGUUGGACGUUAAAAGAAGACUGAUUGGCCCCUAUAAGAAAAAGCAGAGAGAACUUGCCAAGAUGAGAAGGUGCCUAAGACCAGAGGAGCUGACGAAUCAGUUGAACCAAAUAGACCUAAACAUGCAACACGAACAGUUAGAAGAGAGCUUCCAACAACUUGUUUCAGAUUACCGAAGAGUUCUGGAACGACUUGCACAAGCAUGAGGAUCCUACCUGUACAGGAAACUUGCAAAUUUCUAUACAGUGUUGUGAAGCACAUCUUUAAUUGCCACUUAACUGCAAAAAAAAACUCAUGUGACGUUUUAAUCACAUUAAAGGUGAUUUGUGUUUCUGUGCAUUUUGAAUAUUUUCUAUUCUUGUGUUGUAGAUUUUAAAAUGUACUUUAGGUUUGGGAGCACUUAUUGCUGAAAUAAACAAUGUAGAUUCUCAGAUACGGUAA